Phycomyces blakesleeanus NRRL 1555(-) is the source of this 1548-nucleotide messenger RNA. RefSeq lists its product as hypothetical. The transcript is spliced from 3 exons. Lineage: Eukaryota; Fungi; Mucoromycota; Mucoromycetes; Mucorales; Phycomycetaceae. Gene Ontology annotation, cellular component: microtubule cytoskeleton; septin complex; cell division site. The record is from RefSeq and is a predicted model, not a curated record. Gene Ontology annotation, biological process: cytoskeleton-dependent cytokinesis. The coding region runs from base 1 to 1548 and encodes 515 amino acids. Gene Ontology annotation, molecular function: molecular adaptor activity; GTPase activity; GTP binding.
AUGCCUUACAAAGUUGCAACUAAUCGCUCUUUUCAAUCUGAGUUUGGUAUUCAGAGCCUAGGAAGUGACGAUGAACGUAACCCGAGUCAUGCACAAAACCAAGAUUCCGAUCGAUGGAGCAAUCAAAGUCCAAGAUCACAACAAACCCAAUGGGAUUACCAUCAUCAAUCAGAAGACAGUAAUGAGGACUUCAUUAUACCACGCCUCAGUCUACCACACCAUGAUUCUCGUGCAAACCUUGGAUAUCUGAAGAUUAUCAUUUGCGGUGAUUCCGGUGUUGGCAAGUCUGCUUUGAUUCAGGCCUUAUUGAGCUCUCCAGAAGUAUUGUUGGUUUGUGAUUCGUCUGUCAAAAGCUCUAUGAGUCUAUCGUCUACACUGGGAGCUGAAGAUGGGGAGAAGUAUGUAUCUGAGUACGUGGCUAGUACCAUGCAAUGUUCAGAGUGGAAGAGAACUUCUGCAAGAGAUAGACACCGAGCGCAUGAUGAUAAAAUAUACCACAAGAAUCUAUGUCUCGUAGAUACCCCUGGUUACGGUUCUAGUAUUCAUGCCAAUGAUGUGAUAAAGCCUGUAGUGAACUACAUUGAAAAGCAGUUCCUUAGGACCCGGUCACUUCUUAAUCCCACCCUGACUGAUGUGGAUGAUAUUUGUCAUUUGGUCAAUAACCCUAAUGGCGCGCACUCACACAUUGAUUGCUGCCUUUAUCUUACUUUGGGCCAUCUGAAAAAUGUCGAUAUUGAAUACAUCCGUGCACUUCAGCCUUUUUGUAAUAUCGUUCCUGUUAUUGUUAAGUCAGAUCUUUUACAGCCGGAAGAUGAAAAGAAGCUGCGGGCCGGUGUACUCCAGACACUUAAACACCACAACAUCAACUUCUUUGACUUUGGAUAUAGCUUUGAAGAUCUGUUACAGAAUGUCUUUAAAUCUGAUUUUUCUACUCCCCCUUUUACUCUCUCUAACCUCACGCGUCUUAAUUGGGCUGCCACCGAAAACACCAGCGUGAUAUCUUCUCGUGAUGGUGUCAAUAGUGACGAAGACAGUAGAAUAUCUGCUGACGUGCGGCAAUUAAACCAUCUCAAGGAUUGUCUGUUUUACAACAAAACAAACGCCUUACGGUUUGACACAGCUUCAAAAUUUGCAACUUGGAAUCAAAAACAAGUGCCACAUAUUGACCAAUAUGACUUUCCCCCUUCCCCCCGUGCUUCAAAUCGGGUGAAAGAAUUCUAUGCCAUGCAGUCAAAGGACCUCAAGAGUAUUGAGCUUCACAUUGCUCAUUAUGUGAGUGAAAGACGCCAAGACAUGGAACGAGAAAUGCUUGGACGAGAGCAGAUUCUUCGACGAGAUCUCAAGUUGGCUAACGAUGCUAAACGAGCUGAAAUUGUUAUGAGGGAACUUGGUGGUCUAUUACAUAUUAAUCCAGGUUCUCUUUCUUACAGCCCUUCGAAGAGAACAUGGCUGUCUAAGUACAGCUUUUGGGCAGUACUCAUGGGUGCGAUUUCAAUUAUUGCUGUUAUGGUACUCAAUUCUAUAUUUAAAGGCUGUCUUUCUCGUUAA